CUUCUGUUUUAAAGAAAUUAGAAGAAAAUGGUAUUUUUGCUUAGAAUUACUCUGUAUAAUAAAUUAAAGACAAAUUAAUUUUUAGGAAUGUCUACGUAUAGCAUCCUGAAAGCAAUGAAACUUGGACUUAUUAGCCUGAACUGUUGUGAACUUAAUUGUUUUAAAGAUUUCAAUGUGGUAUCAUAUAUAUUGGAAUUCAAAGACAUGUGGUCAAAGAAAUUUAACGAUGAAUUGAUUUUAAAUCUAAAACCUAUGGGUUUUACAGAAUCAGAAUGUUGGAAUAUUAUUGUACAUGGAAUAAUGUUUCAAAAUUUAAAUAUUCUUCAUCAGUUAACAUUAAGUGGUGUCGAUGUUCCUGGAAUUUUAAACUGGCAUUCUGUUAUUAAUUUGACAUCUCCAGAAAUAAUACAGUUUUUGAAACAUAUUGGAAUAGCAAAAGACGUUAUACAACUGGUAAAAAAGUAUGGGAUCGCUGAAGAAACUGAACAAAUGUUAAUUGAUAUAGGAUUUGAUGAAAUGAAAGAACAGUUAUCAAAUAUGGAGGAGGUAGUAUGUGAUUAUAAAUUAACUGUUAUGGAAUCAAGUACUAGCAGUUUAGAAAAAUUACAAGACACUUGUAAAACGACUGAUUUGAAAAGUACUUCUAGUUCUACAGAUACAUCAAAUUAUUUUCAACAAUACGCUUGUCUAUGUCAUCUUCUAGCCGAAAAUAAAACAGUAGCUGAAUUAACUGCACAACGAAAUGAUUAUUUAAGACAAAAUAUCAUGGUUCCAUUAUCAUGGGCAAUGGCUAAAACUUUAGAAUUUAAACCAACAGAUCCAUUACAUUAUACUGCAUAUCAAUUAUUACGUUGGGCACAUAAUGUUAGCGAGACUGAGAAGAAUGCUCUUCAACAAUUAAUUGCAUUAGCUACCAUAGAAAUGGACCGGAAACUUACAGAAAAUAAACGUUUAGAAGAAGAAGAAUUAAUUAGAAAUCUGAAUGAGAAAAGUAUAAAAAAUACUGUUUGCAAAGAUCCUAAACAGUUUGAGAAAUAUCUAAGAAAGUCAUUAAAGAAAUAUGAAACUUGUGAAUUUCCUGAAAUGUGUAGUUCUUGUAAAAUCAACGUAUCAAACAUCAGUGUUUAA
Messenger RNA from Osmia bicornis bicornis, 1128 nucleotides. RefSeq lists its product as uncharacterized. Lineage: Eukaryota; Metazoa; Arthropoda; Insecta; Hymenoptera; Megachilidae. The coding region runs from base 88 to 1128 and encodes 346 amino acids. The record is from RefSeq and is a predicted model, not a curated record. The transcript is spliced from 4 exons.